Thecamonas trahens ATCC 50062 is the source of this 2438-nucleotide messenger RNA. RefSeq names its product two component regulator propeller domain-containing protein. The record is from RefSeq and is a predicted model, not a curated record. The transcript has a single exon. NCBI's taxonomy places the organism in Eukaryota, Apusomonadida, Apusomonadidae. The coding region runs from base 1 to 2412 and encodes 803 amino acids.
AUGAAGGGUAUGCCAAAACUCGUGGCACUGAUGGUGGUGCUGGUGCUAGUGGCACAGGCUGUGGACGGAGCAGCCUUCCCGCUGGAGGACAGCCCGUACCUGCAGCCGUUUUCCACCCGGACCGUGUACAAGUCGGCAAGCAACGCUGCGGCGUGGCCGGUCAAUGGGAUUCCGGCUGCUACACCGGUCGUCUCGCUUGCUCCGCUUGUCUCUCUUCCAGAUGCGGUGGUGGCGGCCACAGCUGGCGGCCUGUAUCUGGUCAACGCGGCGUCGCCAGAGGCUCCGGCCAAGGCUGUCGAGCUCCCGGCAGGCCUCCCACCCACCAAGCCUGGCCUCCGCAUGGCCAGCGGCGGCGGAUGGAUUCUUGUCGUCAACCCUGAUGGCGGCUUUUUCUGCCCCGAGGCCAGCCUCUUUGCAGCUCUCGCUGGCUCUGCUGAUGACGACGUUGUGGUUCGCGCUGCUGACUCCCACCGGAGCGGCGCCGCCGAGUGCAUCACCUUUUUGGGUUCGUUCACCAACUUGACCAACCCGGUGGUGGUUGGCGCAGACGGUGGCGCUUGGAUCGGCGACGCUGAAGGCCUGUGGUCGCUCGAGUGCGAGGUUGGAGCGACUCCUGUGCGCGUGCCGGCGUCUGCACUCCCGGAUCAUGCGCCCGAGCUGGAGCUUGUGCGCGCGCUGGCGUACAACCCGACGACGCACGUGCUUGCGGUCUCGACGCACCGCGCGAUGUUCCACCUCGACGGUGGCGUCUGGCGCUGGGUCUACCGCCACGGGUUCAUCGCCGCCUCGCCAUCGGCGCUGGCUUUCGACUCCAAGGCUGGCUCACUGUGGAUGGCGGCCAAGGACGCGCUGACGGUGAUGCAGCCGAACCUGCAGAUUCUUAGGUUUGAUGGCAUUGCACGGAACCCGGCGCUCGCCGGCCUGCCGUUUGCCAACAUGACUGCGGCUGCGGUUUGGCAUGGCUCAGGCGCGUUUGCCGGCGAGACCAAGCUGUUUGUGGGCACCAUCAACGGUAUCGUCAUCCGGCACAUCACGUCCGGGACGUGGUCGUACUACUCUGGCCCGCGGUGGAUCGCCGGCUCGACGAUCUCUGCCCUUGCCAUCUCGGGCUCAGGGGUGGUGGUGGCGGCAACCGAGACUGGGCUCACCCUUCUCUCACUCACGCCGACAACGCUUGCGAGCAAGGUCAAGAUCUAUGAGGCCAUGCUCUCGCGGCACGAUCGAUACGGGCUGGCCGGCGACUGCGGGCUGGCCAAGUUUGGUCAGGUUGAUUCCUGGUACGACAUGCCCAACGACAACAACGGGCUGUGGACCGGCCUCCUCCUCGGUGGCCUCUCGUACAAGUACGCGGUGACCGGAGCCGAGGCCGAUCGUGCGCUCGCCUGGCACUACUUUGAGGGCCUUGAGCUGCUCAACAACGUGACCAACAUCAAGGGCUACCCGGCGCGCUCGGUGUGGCCGGUUGGCACUCCCGGCCGCGGCGCUGGCCUCUGGUGGAACUCGACCAACCCCGAGUACGCCGGCAAGCUCGAGUGGAAGGGCGAUACGUCGUCAGAUGAGAUCACCGGCCACUUUUUCGGCGCAGCCGUCACUUUCCGCAUGGGUGUGGCCAAGACGGCGGCCGAAAAGGCGCGCGUCGUUGCCCUUGUCACCAACCUCAUGGACACGCUCAUCGAGCACGACUACCUGCUGUUCGGCCACUACGGCAACCGGACCACUUGGGGCGUCUGGUCGCCGCGCUACCUCAACGGCAAGUACUCGUGGCGCGACGAGCGCGGGCUCAACUCGCUGCAGGUCAUGGGCUUCCUCUCGGUUGCCUACGAGCUCACCGGCGACGCCAAGUACACCAAGGCUCUCGAGGACCUCAUUGCCAAGCACGGCUAUGACGUCAACAUCAUCAACACCAAGAUCACGUGGCCCAAGGAUGACAACUUUUCCGACGACGAGCUCAACUUUACUCCGCUCGCCACUAUGCAGCUCGCGCCUUCGGCGACCGCAGCUUUCAAGUCGUCGAUGAUGCUCGGCAUGGAGGGAGUGUUUGCGCGCAUCGCCACCGAAAAGUCGCCGCUGUGGAACACCGUGUACGCCGUCGGCCACGGCGGCGCAGCGGCGCCGAGCAACGAGCCGCUCAUUGCCGAUGCUCGCGACUCCCUGCGCCAGUGGCCGACCUCUAUCCUCACCUGGCCGACCGACACCACCCAGCGCAUCGACCUCGUGCCCAUGCCGGUCGCCACCCGUGGCGGCGGGCCGCAGGCCGUCAACCUCAUCCCCUACGACGAGCAGAUCUUCUCCCGCUGGAACUCGAACCCGUUCAAGAUCGCCAACCAGGGCUCCGGCAUGUCCGAGCCCGACCCGGGCGUCUGGCUGCUUCCUUACUGGAUGGCGGUGUACCACGGGCUCAUCGCCGCCUAGCCGCAAACUCCCACACAUUCUGCCCG